Cinclus cinclus is the source of this 1462-nucleotide messenger RNA. It is a transcript of the gene STARD4, whose product is annotated as StAR related lipid transfer domain containing 4. Bases 21 to 644 code for a protein of 207 amino acids. The transcript is spliced from 5 exons. Gene Ontology annotation, biological process: cholesterol import; intracellular cholesterol transport; cholesterol transport involved in cholesterol storage. Lineage: Eukaryota; Metazoa; Chordata; Aves; Passeriformes; Cinclidae. The record is from RefSeq and is a predicted model, not a curated record. Gene Ontology annotation, molecular function: cholesterol binding; cholesterol transfer activity. Gene Ontology annotation, cellular component: cytosol; endoplasmic reticulum.
UUCGCGCUGGAGGGGAGCAAAUGGAUCCUCUGCCCAAUCCAGCGCCCCUGGCUUCGAAGCUGUGGAACACGCUGGUUCGGUACCACAACAUCGGAGACGGCGAGUGGCGGGUGGCGAAGAAAACCAAAGAUGCAACUGUGUGGCGUAAACCAUCGGAGGAAUUCAGUGGAUACCUCUACAAAGCUCAAGGAGUGGUGGAAGAUCUUACUAACAGAAUAGUGGAUCAUAUUUGCCCUGGACCUUACAGGCUGAACUGGGACAGCCUAAUGACUUCAAUGGACAUCAUGGAAACAUUUGAAGAGAACUGCUGUGUGAUGCGCUAUACAACUGCUGGACAGCUCUGGAAUAUCAUAGCACCAAGGGAGUUUGUUGAUUUCUCUUAUACUACAAGCUAUGAAGAUGGGCUUCUAACAUGUGGUAUAAGCCUAGACUAUGGAGAGUUGAGACCAAACUUUGUCCGCGGAUUCAAUCACCCUUGUGGCUGGUUCUGCGUCCCACUCAAGGACUCUCCUGGCCACAGUCUUUUGACAGGGUACAUCCAGACUGAACUGCGAGGGAUGCUACCACAGUCUGCAGUAGACACUGCUAUGUCUAGUACCCUGUCCAAUUUCUACUCUGACCUCAAGAAGGCACUCAAAACAUAGACAAACAGUGUCUUAGAAGCCUGUGCAUUCCUUGCAAUAAGAUUAUGUUGUUUAGCUUAGCAUAGGUUACCUACUAAAUUGAGGUAACGCUCUUCCCGAAUGACACCUGAACCUUUGUGUUGAGGAUCCAAACAACUUUAGCAAGUGCUUUUUUAUGUGAAAAUUGACAUGCAUUCCCAGUGCACAGUGCGAGAUGCUUUUUGCUGCUUAGCACUCUGCAGCUUUUAUGUGGAACAGCCUGAAUCUCUAAACCCCCGGCUUCCUCAGUAGAAAGCACAAGAUGUGUGUGUGGGGGUUUGAAAAAUGCAGCAUGAGCUCAGCUCUCUCCAGCAGUUUUGGGAUCCAGCUGCUCAUGAUUUUGAUGGUGCAGGUUGCUGUACAGGCAGUAUCUCACUGUAGAUGUAAUGUUGUAUUACAUACAUAUAUAUUUACUUAAAUUUUAAAAUUUUCUUUGAAGUUUGUUCAGCUGCAUCUGUAAUUUGUUUUUAAAAUGUGCUUUGGUUUAUCAUAUGGAUAUUACAUGGCUAAGUUGUUAAAUGAUACUAUUCAUAAGAAAUCUUAUCUGUACUUGAGAGCAAAAGUAAGUGUUCAUUAUUGGCAUUUCUUUGAUGUUGUAACUAUAACUUAUUUGCCAUUGUAUAUAACAGUCUCAGUGCAUAAAGAAAUGCCCUUACAGCUGAUCCAAAGCUAAUUUAGGUCAUUGGGUGUCUUUCUGUAGGUUUUUUUUUUUGUGGGCUUUUAAUCACACAGUUGACAAAAUAGCAAACCUCCAAUGGAUCUUCAGUGAUACCAUAUUUCAAAGGUUUUAAAUUUAAAUU